Messenger RNA from Trichosporon asahii var. asahii CBS 2479, 1302 nucleotides. RefSeq names its product proteinase inhibitor I4 serpin. NCBI's taxonomy places the organism in Eukaryota, Fungi, Basidiomycota, Tremellomycetes, Trichosporonales, Trichosporonaceae. The record is from RefSeq and is a predicted model, not a curated record. The transcript has a single exon. The coding region runs from base 1 to 1302 and encodes 433 amino acids.
AUGACUCUGACCUCUCGACCUGCGAAACGUCUGCGCUCUUCCACGCGCCUGUCUAAAGCACACACAGCUACCCGGAGCGAUCCUCCCGCGGACGCCAUCAACGAUCUCGCAGCACGAUGGAUAGCAUCUUUACCCGAUAAAGCGACCGUCUUCUCGCCGGUCGGGGUGUGGCCUGUGCUCGCCAUUCUCGCGGACCCAGCCACGGAGGACGUUUCAGCCGAUCUACGAACAACCCUCUGCGUGGACCGAUCUGUCGAAGAUGCGGACCUUCUGCAUGCAGCACUUGACACGCUCGAGUUUCUGGCCUGCAAUGACGCCCUUGAUGCCGCAGUGGCUGUGUGGGUCUCGCAACACCUCGGCGUGAGGGAGGAGUGGCUCGCCCGACUUCCAGAGCACUCGAGAGGUCUCUUGACUCAGACGCCAGCGGUCGAUCAACCUAUCCUGGACGAAUGGGCGCGACAGCGCACGCGCGACCUGUUCACCGAGUGCCCUGCCAAGAUUGAGAAAGAGGACGACUUCGUCCUUGCGAGCGCCAUCGGGCUCAAUAUGGAGUGGACCACCCACUUCCAGCGGAUCUCCAAGCAUAAGCUCAGGCAGCACUUUCGGGGCCUGAGCUACAUCCGAUGUGCCGAUGGCAUCACCACUGUCCGCGUCGAAGGACGGAGCCGCAAUCAACCCCGUUCGGGCGCCAUCAACUGCUACCUGGUCCUAGGCGAGAAGGGAGCCUCUGCCUCGGACACACUGUCUCGCGGACUAGCGCUGGUUCGGAGACACGGCGCUUCUUCGAUCAGCUACAAGAACGCCCUGAAGCUGGCCGGACCAGGCCUGACCGUGAGGAUCGAGGAAUCGUGCGCCUUUCAGGACAAGGGCAGACCUUAUGUCGAGAUUACCACGCCCGGAUUCAAGGUCUCGGCAGACCACGAUCUGCUGGAGAGCGACGUCUUCGGGCUCGGAUCCGCCAAGGAGGAGCCGGAGACGCUUGGCCAUCACUUCCCCGGCAUCACCGACAAUGCUACUUGGGUGAAGGCAGCAGGUCAGAGUGCCGUGGCGAGGUUUAGCUCGGGCGGUUUCCGAGCUGCGGCUGUCACUCACGCACGCGGGUCGACUUGCAUGGCGGCACCACGAAAGCCAUCACCUCCCAAGUUCGCGCAGGCGCUCUUCCUCGACGUCGAGAUCGACCGGGCGUUCGGAUUCAUUUGUGUGGAGGAGAAUACGGGGGUGGUGUUGUUCGUGGGAUGGGUCACGGAGGAGCAGUUCAUGGACAGCGAGAAGGAUAUAAGGAGCUCGACCGGCUCCAAGUGA